AGGCCGUACUAACACAGUAACGCAACUAAUAGAUACCGUCGUACGUAACAGCUAAUAGUGGUGCAACAUCACGACCGUUCGGUGUGCGUCAAUUACGUACGACACUUGAAAAAAACGUGCCGUGUGCGGACUUGCUUCGAUUCCAGUGUUACACCAACAACAAAGUACUACUGUUUUGUUGUCAGUGUUAUCCUGUUCGCCUUUUCUCGUCGGCAUCGUAUGGCUAUCUGAUCUCUCAAUAUUGCAAACUGUUAUCAUUUCAUUCCGGGACAGCGCGCGCGUUGGCAUACGCGACACAGUUCAUCAUGCCGUCAGCAAUGUCUAAUGUCCGAAUAAGUUACCAUUGAGCCGUGAUUAGGCGAGUAAGCCGUUCAGAACAUUGGCCCUGUGAACCGCUACUAUCCACCGUCCAAAGUGGCAGUGGACGAGUCCUGUGCGCGGUUCGAUCGCAAUUGUCACUAUCGCUGUCACUAGCAACUAAAAAAACGUCGGUGCAGGCGGUACACACUAACGAACACAAAGUUAUCACCUUAAUCAUUGCCGUCUUUUCUACCGUUAGCCAUUUGCAGUAACAACAAAUAUGAGGUUUUCGGCUAGCUCUGUUCUCUGUACGGCCUCGCUACUCGCGCUAGGUGUAGCUCAAGCGAUGCAGAACGAGACCAGCUAUGAUCUGUGUCCCACCUGUGACGGUAAUCAUCAAGCGGCAAAGGAGCGACGACUAGCCGAAAUCAAGCAGUCGAUCCUUGAGAAACUCCAUCUCGAAAGGGUGCCAAACGUCACUCGAAGCGAGCUAGAGAAUAUCCCGGCAAUGAAUGAGCUAAUUUCGUCAUAUCAAGCACGAAAUGGUAGUGGUUCAGACCAAAUGUAUGGUGAUCAAAGCUACGGCUUUACGCCGAAUCCUGACUACGAUGAUUCGGAAGAUUUUUACGUUAAGCCGACGGAAGCGAUCAUCUUUACCGAUCCGGAUCUAACAGAGAAGUAUUUAGAGAUCUCCGGAUGGGUUAUUCCGGAUAAUCUGUUCCAGUUUAAGAUAUCAUCAACGAUCUUAACGCAAAGGCUCGAUAGGGCCGAGUUUCGGUUCCAUCUGCCUUGUGCUGUUAUUCACGAGCUUGGAGAUUUUACGGCCGUCAUCGAGAAAGUCAUCCGUGACGAUUAUAGCGGAUAUCGAACUAAAAAAGGUAGUGCGAAACACGUUCGAGGUCAUCAAUGUAGUCGCGAUCAUCCAGGUCGCUGGAUUCAGGUAGACGUUAGGAACGAUCUGGACAGCUGGUUUAAAACUCUUGGUGAAGAAAAUCUCGGCCUGAAAUUACGUAUAUAUGAUAACCGUGGGCGAGAUGUCAACAUCCGCUUGGCUACGCACAGCAAACAUAGGCCUCUCCUUAAGCUCACAGUUUCAAACCGCAGUAAGGGCCGAUCGCGUCGAUCCAGCUUGGCUGUGUGCGACGAAACAAAUAGACAAGUUCGUUGCUGUCGUUACCCAUUUACAGUCAACUUUGAGGAUUUCGGUUGGAACUGGAUAAUAGAACCGCGCAAGUAUGAAGCUAACUACUGCAAUGGUGAAUGCCCAUUUGUCUUCACUUCACACCAACACGUGGUUACCCAACAGGCGCAAAACUCCGCAACGACAAUGUCCGCUCAGCAGCAACACCAGGUCAGUAAAAAUCCUAUCACGCCGUGCUGCGGGCCUCGUAAGCUGAACUCGAUAUCGAUGCUGUACUUUGACGACCAAAGGAACAUACUGCAUGGUGUCCUGCCCGCAAUGGUUGUUUCAAGCUGUGCCUGCCUCUAAACGCAGAGGGAGGGCAUCGUGGUACCGCCGCGCAUCACAGACGAGAUCACAAGGUCGAAUGGGAUAGAACAGAAGCCGUUAAAAAUCUGUAUGUGGCAACAGUUAAGGCGAUAAGAAAGAUAGCAAAAAAAAAAACAGCAAAAAAAAAUAGAGAAGAACGUUUCCAAAACAAGACCAUGCCCUACUCUCACGAAACAGAGGUUGCAAAAUUCUGGAGAUAGCUUCUCCAACCGGAAACAGUUUAAUAGCUGUUCUGGAACAAGAAUUAUGGCGCGUGGGAUCACUCAUGAAGGUUUUAGGCCGAAGGCGAAAAGUACCUUUUCAAGAUUGAGCUGUUUUUUAGUGUAUUCUACUAUAGUGUAUUUGAUAGAAAUCGAACGGGUUCUAUUCACAAGUCAGGAAGGAAAAUCGUCAGUUGUUCAGAAAGGCUAAUGAAGGAGGCUUCUGGAUCUGACACUAGCGCCGCCCUCAAAUGUGCCCCCGGUGCACGAAUGACGAAAUCAGAUCAUAUGUCAGAUAACCCACCGCAGAAAAAUUGUAAUUUAGCCGUCUUCUGCUACUUUGGCAAAUUCAAUUUUCACGUUCGUAAAGAAGUAUACCGAUGCGCAUGAGUGGGCAAUAGAUAAAGGUAAAUUGUUUCCAAUUAAAGUAUAGGGGAACGUGGGACCGGCAGAACAUUUGAGCUGAUUGUCGGAUAUUACGGAAUAGGCACGAAAGUUCACGGGGAAAUUUUUGAUUAUGGGCUCUAUUUUAGUCUAAAUUGCUUUUUGUCGAUUAAGUCAACCCUGAGUGCCUAGUAUUGUAUUGGCCAGAUAGCGUGAUGUUUUUCAUUUGAUAUUUAAAAAAAUAUGUUGGACCGGUAAUAGAACUGAAGACCGGCAAAAUGCUUUUAGUCGAAGUUAUAAAACGAGGAAGCAAAAACCUUUCCGUCGCGUAAAAGGGAUAAUACUCGUCAUGUUUCAAUAACAAAAAAAGUAGGUGGCACGCGAACUCCGAGCUGCUGGACUAUAUAUACAAUCAAAUUUCUCCGCUUCGGUCAGCGUACGGUGUUAGAGAUCCAAGGCGUAUUGCGCCUUGUAGACAUUGGUCGGCAGAAUUGGAGAGUUAACCGGGAGGGAUAGUAAUGGUCUAACUGUAGCGGAAUGUUUGAAACUGAAUUGAGAUUUCGGAGGUCGCGCAAAGUAGAUCUCAGCAGUAGCUGAAGUUUUUUGUUUUUUCAUUUUGACAGACAGGGAGAAAGAGAACCAUCGAUCGAUUGAAGCUACAUGGUUAAGCUGACGACCUCAAUAGCGUCGAUUGUUUCGCUAAGCCAUUCAGUUGCCGUGUCAAUUAAUUGACCUUGAUAGUUGAUGUUGCUUGUUGUGUUUCGCUCCAUCUCAGCGUCGACAAGAACGAGCAGCGUCGCGACAUGUUGUUGUUUAUUAGUGUUCUCUGUCCAAGUGCUUUCUUUGGCAUCAUCAUUAUGCCCCACCUGUCAUUUAACUGUCCCAAAACAGCACGCCAUACCCCCCCGAGGAGAACGAUAUGAUGGAGAAGGUCUAGUGGAUCAGCAGCAGCAGCAGCAGCAGCAGACGGGUAGCAGCUUACCAUUUGCGGCGAUGGAGGACAGAAACAAAAUACUACAAGAGAAAAGAAAAGGAAGAGUCAAGGUCUAGUUCAGGUUGAGAUGAGAUGCUAGUUAAAGGAAAAAAGGGCGAAAUCCUAGGUGGGGUGAAGGUAGAGGAGUUGAGCAAGAGGGUCGUGGUUGCGAUUGCGAGGCGGAACAACUGCAGACAUUUCUAUUGGUCGUGGUACAGAACCUUUCUGGGCCCCAUGCCGGCGUAGUAUAGUCGUGCCUCUCGGCGGACGCACUUUGUCGACGCGGAUAUAUUUAGAAAAUGGUCGGAUUAGUGAAGCUCUAUGAGUGGUGCUCAGUAUCAUUGUGUGUCGGUAUCAAUGGAACUUAUAUGGUCUCUGCCUAUCCUCGCAUUCAACAUCCACAACUGUGAACAAUGAUUUUGAAGAUCGUCGAAUGAUCGUAGCAAAAAUUGUCUAUCGGAACGUGAACACACUGGUAUCAGCGACUCUAAGCGGCUGUCGCAACGAGAAGCCGCUGUGGCAGAAUCAUCGAAUCGAAUUGAUGCCGGGUCACCCAUUAGGUCCUCCAUGUCUUCCCUGCCUAUUCUCCGUCUUAUUCUGCCAUUCUCUCACUUAACUAGCUAAUUAACGCUCAGCUGAGAGCUGCCAGUACGGGUAGUGGUAGUAUGGCUAGAAGACAAGAGACUUCACCGCUCGCCCCGAACCCACAGUCAUCAUGUAUCAUCAUUGUAUAUCUUUGUGUAUAUUUUGGCCCUGUCAUGUAAAAAUAGGUAAGUUUUUGCCAACACACAAGGAAAAGACAAGAGAGAAGAGGCAAAAGCAACGAUAAAAACAAAUUAAAGAAAAAGUGUUUUAAAAGGGGGAGCAAAAAAGGAAAAAGAAAAGUCUGUUUGUGAACUCGAUCAAUCGAGUGGCUCCAGACGCGCGUUAUUCCGGCUGUGUAGCGUGUACAUAAUAAUAGGAGUAUAGGAAUGGUAAUAUUUAUAGUAAUUAUGCUAUACCAAUAACAGUAACACUUAUAACAGCUACAGCAAUUCUUCGUGGCACAGAACGAACGAACACUUUUACUCAUUGGACAACGCCAAGCAAAUCGAAGACAACAGAAAGCAAACAAAUAUACGGAUAGUAGAUAGUAUAAAGCAGCGAAGCACAAGGACGAUUGCCGAGGUGUCUGAAGAUUGCUUACGCAGAAUAACAUGGUAUAUAUCCACAAAUCAUAAUAAAAGGGCUCACAUAUACAUAUCCAUUAAAACAUACCAUAUACUAAUAGGGACACUUAAACUUACCUUUGUUGCUAGGAAAGACGCAUCUGUCACCCACUUUGUCACAGUGACGCCCUCCCUUAAAUGAAAUUGGCUUGCCUAUCUACGGCAGAUGGUUUUGUGUGCGGCCAUAAAGCUUGGUCGCUACCAACUUGAGGACCGCAGCUCGUUUGGCAAAACAAUAUUAAGUAUAACAAAUACAAAUAAUUUUGUCACCGUCCCCGUUGAAUUAGAUAGAACGUUGUUUAUCACCACCACCACCACCGCCGCGUUGAUUUUGAUAUAAGAAGAAGCCGAAUGGUCAACGUUAAACACGCUUGAGCAACACGAAGUUGAUAUUGAAUGUACUAAUAAAAAGACAAAAAAGACAAUAAAAAAAAGUUGGAGUCAUUUGGGGAUUCUUAGGGGAAAAGGACGGCCGCGAUAGAAAAACGUCCCCCUCGUAAAGUCCUCUAUUCGUAUUUGCCAACGUGUAAUUUCCUUGGCUCUUUAAUUUGAACAGGAACAGCAGAUAGAACGAAAGCGUUGAGAGAAUACAUGUUGAAAGUCCAGCACAAAGACCCACACAUCUCAUUCUGUACAAAGGACAAUGCAAAAACAAUGCAUUGAUUAUUAAUGUGUUGAUGUUUACCCGGCUGUCGAUCAUGCUACAGAAAAAAAAUCAGAACUAUCAAUAAAAUGGAAACCUAAA
This is a messenger RNA of Varroa destructor (honeybee mite), 5320 nucleotides long. Its product is annotated as growth/differentiation factor 8-like. Gene Ontology annotation, molecular function: growth factor activity; cytokine activity. NCBI's taxonomy places the organism in Eukaryota, Metazoa, Arthropoda, Arachnida, Mesostigmata, Varroidae. The record is from RefSeq and is a predicted model, not a curated record. Gene Ontology annotation, cellular component: extracellular region.